Molecule: messenger RNA, 3017 nt
Organism: Sycon ciliatum
Lineage: Eukaryota; Metazoa; Porifera; Calcarea; Leucosolenida; Sycettidae
Exons: 12
Coding region: 969-2831 (620 amino acids)
Biological process (GO): DNA integration
Molecular function (GO): nucleic acid binding
Source: RefSeq, a predicted model, not a curated record
GGUAGUAGGUAUUUUCUACUCCUUUGUUUUAGCUAAGCCAGGACCGGCAGGACUACGUGGACUGUCUGCAGCAGAAAGGGCUGUGAGUCGUCAAAACUGUCUGUACGAGUACACCUUCUCAAAGUAAGUUGGGGCGCUUUCGCGCUAUGCGUCGUGUAUGGACUUCAGUCACAAAUCUGGUACUGGAGUCGUACAAACCCUUUCCAAAGUCGUACAAGCCCAUGAACUGGGCCAAUUAAAAUAACAAGUGCAAGUGGAAGCUCCAGAUAAAUGGCGUACUUGUCCAAAUAUCGAUCUCUCUACUCCUUUGUUGGCGACGAGUGCACGUACUGUCUGUAGCAGGGUGUCGUCAAAAACGGUAUUUUACGACUUUCUGGUCUGUACACCUUUUCAAACAUUGGUGGGCCAUGUGGCCUCUCGCGCAAUGCGUCCCAUGAACUGGACCAAGUGGGCCAUGGGAAGCUCCAAGGCCAUAGAUCUACUUGUCCAAAUAUCGAUCUGUCUACUCCUUUGUUGGCGACGAGUGCACGUACUGUCUGUAGCAGGGUGUUGUCAAAAACGGGAUUUUACGACUUUCUGGUCUCUACACCUUUUCAAACAUUGGUGGGCCAUGUGGCCUCUCGCGCAAUGCGUCCCAUGAACUGGACCAAGUGGGCCAUGGGAAGCUCCAAGGCCAUAGAUCUACUUGUCCAAAUAUCGAUCUGUCUACUCCUUUGUUGGCGACGAGUGCACGUACUGUCUGUAGCAGGGUGUUGUCAAAAACGGGAUUUUACGACUUUCUGGUCUCUACACCUUUUCAAACAUUGGUGGGCCAUGUGGCCUCUCGCGCAGUGCGUCCCAUAUGGACUUCAGUCAAAGAAGAACUGUAUACUGUGUACAAACCAUUGAGCUUGACCAAGAGGAGAGCUCCAGAUAAGGGCGUGCUUGUCCAAAAAUUGAUAUGAUUUCUUUCCAUUUACGUCUACACCAUGGCGGAGGAUGGAGGAAUCCGCAUUGGAACUAAAAAGCGAGCGGUGUCCAAGACGAAGGACAGAAACGCCGAGAGUUUUUGGUCGUCCUUCGACGAAAUAAAGAAAGUCUGCAAGCUGAAGGCAGAGAACCCGAAGUGGGGGAAACGUAAAAUCGCAAGUCAUCUGGCAGAACAAUCGACGACAGUGUCAAUCUCCACAGUACAGAGGUACUACGAGACUUUCUUGUUUGACUUGGAGGAAGACUGCCUAUUCCACAAGUCCACGGAGCUCACAGAGAUCCAUCGUCGUUGUGUCACUCGCCAGUCGCUUAUUGACCUCAUCAUCAGUGAGCACGAGCGCGACCAUCGCCAGGGGGAGGCCUGUUACAACACGCUGCGGGCUAACUAUUAUCCAGUUGUGCGUGACACAGUUUUAGCAUUAUUUAAGACAAACGUCAACUGCACUGCUUGCCAUCGACAGGCACCUCUACCGAAAACCACCCUCACACGGCGCACCAUCUUGGCUACCUACCCCAACAGUAGGUGGCAAAUGGACUUGAAGAAGCUCCCGAGUGUACGGGGUUACGAGUACUGCUGCAAUGUGGUGGACUGCUUCUCCAGGUUUGCUAUGGGUGGCCCCAUCAAGAGCAAGAGCGCUAAGGACGUCUGCAAUGUUAUUGUCAGCUGUAUGUACAGGUAUGGUGCACCUCGUAUAUUGCAGACUGACAAUGGCAGAGAGUUUAAUAACUCUAGCCUAGCAGCUGUCAUGGACGAAAUGCGUGCACUGAAGAUUAAUGGACGGCCGUACCAUCCGCAAUCACAAGGUCGUGUCGAGCGUCUUAAUCAGACGCUAGCCAAUUUUCUCCGCCGGGACCUCCAGAAGGAACCCGAUUGGCCCUCUCGUCUGGAGUACUUUUACUUCACCUACAAUUGCAGGGUCCAUCGAUCUCUCAAGGGAAAGUGCCCCAUUGAGGUGUACUUGAGAAGGCCCAACUUCAGCAUCUUUGUUGAGCCUUCUCGCACACAGCUGACUGAAGAUGAACGCCAGUAUCUGGAUGAGGCUCACCUUGAUAUUGACGGUGACUCUGAUGUUGACGAUAGCAGUGUAUCCAGUGAUGUGCUUGGAAUCACGGGCCCAGCUUAUGAUGCCUCCCAUGCCCUUGGAGGUACGCUCGCUGCUGCAAGCAUCUGUGAGCCUGGGUUGGAGGUCGUUGAUAAUGUGUGUGGCAAUGCCCUUAGCACAGCAGGUGCAACCUCAUGUGCACCUAACUUUGAACUGGCAGCUGAUUACGACAUGGAUCUUGAGCCUUUGGAUUCUCAAACAAUCAACACAGGAAACUCAUAUGAGUGUGGUCCACAUGUGCCUAGCACAGCCAUAUCAGCUGCAUGUUCAGACUCAGCAACCUCGUGUGAACAAGGUCGACAUGCGCCUACCACAGCCGUAUCAGCUGCCUCUUCAACCUCACCAACCUCGUGUGACCAAGAUGAAGCGUAUGGUGACGCAGAUUCCUAUCCUGUUGAACUUCAAUGGGCGAAUAACCCGGAGGGCCGGACAGAGCAGGCCCAGUAUGCUGUGGGUGAAACCGUGUGGUUUUACCGCGCUGCCAAUCUUGGCGGUGCUGCAGGUGUGGCUGCCCUUCGCCCACAGUGGCGCGAAGGUGUUGUCGUUCGCCAUGAUAUGCAGGAGGGAGGAUUCCUCCUGUAUGAAGUUGAGGCCGAUGAUGGUGGAGCCAAAGCUUCCUUCGCAGAGGCUCAUCUGCGGCCUCGUCACGUUUCCCCUGUGCACGUUUGGCACAACCAGUUUCUGGACCCCGUGCCAGAAGACUGGUACAGGGGUCCAGAGCCAUACCGAGGACCCGCUCGCAAGCGGUAUUAUCGGUGAUGAUCUGUGUAAAUACUAGUACUACUAGUACUGUUCUUUCAAUCUAACGAACACCUCGAUAGGCAUAUUGCCUUUGGGUCAUUUCAUAAUAAUAACAAUUCUCUGCAUCAAUUGUGCCUCUUUUCAUUGUUCUUUUCUGUCCUGUAAAUAAAUCCUUGGCUCUCCAUCAGAGCCUAUUCCCUUUCC